ACCGGCCACGUCGCCCCCUGUUCGCCAUAUUUCUUGGAGGAAUGCGCUGGAAAAGUGUGGAGAUCCGGUUAAAGCAAAUUUCAGAUAUUUUUCAUUUGGAAUAGCAGCGGACAAAAGUUUGUUUUCGGCUGUUUGAAGUACAAACUUCAAAAACGACAAUGAAUAUCUUUAGAUUGGCAGGAGAUCUGUCUCACUUAGCAGCAAUCAUUAUUCUGCUGCUCAAAAUAUGGAAAACCAGGUCUUGCGCAGGCAUUUCUGGGAAAAGCCAGAUACUCUUUGCCUUGGUUUUCACAACACGUUAUCUGGAUCUCCUCACAUCGUUCAUCUCCCUCUACAACACAUGCAUGAAGAUCAUCUACAUUGGCUGCGCUUAUGCCACUGUCCACCUGAUCUACAUGAAAUUCAAGGCAACGUAUGAUGGGAACCAUGACACUUUCAGAAUAGAGUUCCUUAUAGUUCCAGUUGGAGGUCUUUCUUUUCUAGUCAACCAUGACUUCUCACCACUGGAGAUCCUGUGGACCUUCUCCAUCUACCUUGAGUCAGUGGCUAUUCUUCCUCAGCUCUUCCUGAUCAGUAAGACAGGAGAGGCUGAGACCAUCACCACCCACUAUCUGUUCUGCCUGGGUGUCUACCGUGCCCUCUACCUCUUCAACUGGAUCUGGAGGUUCUACUUUGAGGGCUUCUUUGACAUGAUUGCUAUUGUGGCUGGGGUGGUCCAGACCAUCCUCUAUUGUGACUUCUUCUACCUUUAUGUCACAAAAGUGCUGAAAGGAAAGAAGCUGAGCCUACCAGCGUAAGUGCCAAAGAUCAUAGACCUGUGUCACCGUUCAGACUCGUGCAGGGUUGACAUAGGCCGGUAACGCCACGGCAAGAGGCCGAAGGCAGAACAUUGCUGGUUUUGUGACAUGUCACCUGGAUUAAAAAAAAAAAAGAGAGAAAUGGCUCCACAAACUGCAGUGAGGACUUCUCUUGGAUCUAGCAGCAUUUUUUUUCUUCAGCAUCUUGCAUUACCUUUAGUGCGGUUAAAAAAAAAAAAAGAAAUAAAAAAAUGGGGGGGGGGGGGGGUGGCUUAAACAAUCUUUUUCCAUGUGAGGUGUUCUACAGCAUCUAGCUCCAAAUGUUGGGUUGACUUUAUUAAAAAAAUAAUCGUACCCAACAAACUCUGCUUAUAACUUGUACUUCUGUUUCUGGAAACCCACUUGAGUUCAUAAGCCCAAUGUUUUUAGGAUUGUUGAAUCAAAUCAUUUAUAUUCCUUUCUCACUUAACAUAUUGAAAACUAUUCAAAAUAAAUGGUUUAAAUCAGAUUACAUCACUUCUUUCCUUCCAUGCUAAAAUAAGGACACUGUAAUAUGCUGUCAUCAAAUUAGAUCUAUGUGGUGACAUGUUUUUUUUUUCACACAAAUGCCUUAUUAAUUUCAGCUAUAUUAUGUACAGUAUAUAAGCAGAGCUGUUCCCUUGUAAACAUAUCAACCUUUGUGUAAACAAGAGAAUGUGAGAGCGUUUUGUACUGCCAAUUCAGUCAGCACUGAUAGUUUGUAUUCUUUAUGUAUUGGCUCCAAAUUACUGUGUAUUUUGUAUCUGGGAUGUUGGUAUCCAUCAACAGUCAUGAUGUAAUAUACAACAUGAUAAUAGUAUCCUGCAACUAAAUAUUUGUUCACAUGCAGUAAUUUAUUGCAAAACAAACAUGAAUUUAACAUGGUCUGCAAAAUAUAAAAAGUAGUCUGGAGCGUGUGUGUGAAUUUGACAGCUACUUUUUAAAACUCAUAACUCCUAUGAUUUCAAGAUUGAGCAUCCUAGAUGUGAGUCUUUCCUGUAGUUACUUUUUUUGUUGAGUUUUACAUCUUAUCACCUCCAAUAAAAAUUUUACAGGCCCCUGUUUUUGCUUUUACUAUAUUAUUUUCAUUAUAAAGUCUCUUUAAACUACACUCUGAUAUUUUAUGACCUGUUCAGAAAAAAAAAAUCUUUGAGACAUUUAUUCUUUUCUGUAACAUUUUAGGUGAUGGAUUUCAUUAAUGCGUAACAGGCUAAGAAUGUGCAAUAAACACAGCUUUACAGA
Messenger RNA from Electrophorus electricus (electric eel), 2057 nucleotides. RefSeq names its product KDEL endoplasmic reticulum protein retention receptor 2a (gene kdelr2a). Gene Ontology annotation, cellular component: membrane. The record is from RefSeq and is a predicted model, not a curated record. Gene Ontology annotation, biological process: protein retention in ER lumen. Gene Ontology annotation, molecular function: ER lumen protein retrieval receptor activity. NCBI's taxonomy places the organism in Eukaryota, Metazoa, Chordata, Actinopteri, Gymnotiformes, Gymnotidae.